AAAUGAAGCAUUUCAAGACGUUUGAAUGAAAAUGAAGAGGCACGCGUUUUUUUUUUCCCCUCAGCUUGCUUCAAAUGCAAGGGCUUGCGGUUAUGUAUGCAAGUGUGAUGAGGUUUAUGAUUUGUGUCAAAUUUGUAGGUGGAUCGGAAAGGGACAUAAACAUUUGUCGGGCUGGGCAGCUGACACGGGGUUCGUGUGUUGAUGGACGCAGCUAUGUUCUGCAGUCUUUAUCACAACGUGGGUAUUGAAUGCUGUUUUUAUGCUUAAAAGCUGACAGUAGUUUGCAUGUGGGCGUGCUCUAUAAAAAAAAAAAAGAAAAAGAGUAUUUUUUAUUUUUAAAUGUUUUAUUAUCAUUCCAGCUUCAUUAAUUGAUUUACAUCGAGUUUUUAUUUGGAAUUUAUUUUAAAUAGCAAUGCAGUUUUUAAUUGCAAGCGAAAGUUUUAACGCGUUGGUAAUACAAAUCCAUUUUUUCCAAUCUUUUUGAUUCAGGUGUCGUUUUGGAUUGUAAGAUUUUGUUUUUUUUUCCUAACUGAGUUGUACGUUGCUGGACACGGUACACAUCAUACCAACCGCUAGACUGUUUUUAUCAUUAUUUUAUUGAUACAAAACUACACAGUGAAGAUGAAGCGAUGUAAAUCGGACGAUUUGCCCCCCGACGAGGAGGGCGGUAGAACGGGCUUGAGUGCAGUUUGUGAAGAUGCCCCAAGCGUCCUAAUUGUGGAGGUAAAACACGGAGAUACCCCCGAUUCCAGCAGUGCGGCUAGUACCGCAAGCACUCACGCCACAGCCCGCAGCAAACCUCCGGACUUAAAGAAAAUCCAGCAGCUGUCGGAGGGCUCCGUGUUCGGACACGGGCUGAAGCACCUGUUCCACAGCCGGCGGCGGUCCAGGGAGCGUGAGCAGCACAGCUCCCCGGACUCUGCCCUGGCCCCACAGCUCAGCGUGGGAUACCCUGCCGGGGCAUCAGGGGGGCUGGGGGGCCACUCGGACCACGACUCUGCGGACGAGAAGGAGAGAUCCCCGGAGAUGCAGCGAGUGUCGUACGCCGUGUCCCUCCAGGACCUGCCCGCCCGCCCCACCGCCUUCAACAGGGUGCUGCAGCAGAUCCGCGCCCGGCCCUCCAUCAAGAGGGGUAGCAGCCUGCACAGCAGCAGCAGGCGCACCAAGAGCGGCCCCGCCUCGGAGGCAGUGAAGAGCAGCAGCCCCCAUCUGGGCAGGAAGGGCCCCCAGGACUGCUCGCUGACCGCCCUGCUGCACCAGGGCAGACCCCGCUCGUCCUCCACCACAGACACCUCGCUGCUGGCCGGAGAGCCCACCCUGCACUGGACCCUCGAGGAGCCGGAACGCGUCACGGACAAGCUGGAGAAGGGGGAGGUGAGCACCCUGGGGCUGCCCCCGAACACGAGCCACGCUGGCUCGGACGGCAACAUCAGCCUGGACGUGCCCGAGGCGCCCGACCCGCAGCGCACCAAGGCAGCCAUCGAGCACCUGCAGCAGAAGAUCCUGAAGAUCACGGAGCAGAUCCGCAUCGAGCAGGAGGCUCGCGACGAGAACGUGGCCGAGUACCUGAAGCUCGCGCACAACGCCGACAAGCAGCAAGCCUCCCGCAUCAAGCAGGUCUUUGAGAAAAAGAACCAGAAGUCCGCCCAGACCAUCUCCCACCUGCACAAGAAGCUCGAGCACUACCACAGGAAGCUAAAGGAGAUCGAGCAGAAUGGGCCCACGCGGCAGCCCAAGGACGUGCUGCGGGACAUGCAGCAGGGCCUGAAGGGCGUGGGGGCCAACGUGCGAGCAGGAAUCAGCGGCUUCGGAGGGGGGGUGGUGGAGGGGGUGAAGGGGGGCGUGUCCGCACUCUCCCACACCGCCGUGGUUUCCAAGCCACGCGAGUUUGCCAGCCUCAUUCGCAACAAGUUCGGCAGCGCGGACAACAUCGCCCACCUGAAGGACACGCUGGAGGACCCGCACCCGGAGGACAGCCAGCGUCCGUUCAGCGGCAGCGCCACCCUCGUCUCCAGCCCCAAGUACGGCAGCGACGACGACUGCUCCAGCGCAACCUCGGGAUCGCCCGCCGGCAGCAACUCCGGGGCUGGGGGGCCCGGGCUCGGGCCAGGGCCAGGGCCAGGCAUGGGCAGCCCCAAGUCCAACACGCUGGACAGCCACCACCACCACCACCACAAUAGCCUGGACACCCUGCUGGAGGAGCUGCGCGAGAUCAAGGACAACCAGGGGCACCUGGAGGACUCCAUGGAGGAUCUGAAGACACAGCUGCAGAGGGAUUACUCCUACAUGACCCAGUGCCUGCAGGAGGAGCGCUACAGGUACGAGCGAUUGGAGGAACAGCUGAACGACCUGACAGAGCUCCACCAGAAUGAGAUGACCAACCUGAAGCAGGAGCUGGCCAGCAUGGAGGAGAAGGUGGCUUACCAGUCCUAUGAGCGCGCCCGCGACAUACAGGAGGCGGUGGAGUCCUGCCUGACCCGCGUCACAAAGCUGGAGCUCCAGCAGCAGCAGCAGCAGGUGGUUCAGCUGGAGGGGGUGGAGAACGCCAACGCGCGGGCGCUGCUGGGCAAAUUCAUCAACGUCAUCCUGGCGCUCAUGGCCGUGCUGCUGGUCUUCGUCUCCACGCUGGCCAACUUCAUCACGCCGCUCAUGAAGACGCGAAUGCGGGUCUUCGGCAGCGUCUUCCUGGCCCUCUUCCUUAUCUUCCUGUGGAAGCACUGGGAUAGCGUGGUGUACGUCUUUGAACCCUGGCUGCUGUCCAGCUGAGAGCCCACCGGAACGGGUCACAUCACUGCUGCUCCGUGCCGGAGGUUAUUCCUUUAUAUAUAUAUAAUUUGCGCCCGCGAGCGCAUUGGCAUACUGUUCCUGAGUUCUGUGGUGGGUUUUUUUCAGUUGUUUUGGAGGGGGUUAGGGUUUGUCCACCGUUAAGCCACAGUUUUUUGUUUUCCUUUUUUUUUUUUUUGGUCCCAUUUCAGCUGUCUGAAAGAGGCAGGAAUAAAUAAUUACUCCCCUUCCGAGGAUGGGACUGGAAAACGAGAGUCAGGCUUGAAACGGCUAGCUGGACGGCCUCCCUCUGCCGUGUCACACUGUUGGCCCAACCACAAGCAAACACAAGGAAGCUACGUUUAGAAUGACAAGUGCUGUUUUUAGUUUUUUUGUUUUCUAACCAUUUUUUAACAACUACUUGCGUUUCAUAUUUUGGGCUCCAGUUUUGCGAGGCCUGUGCGCAUGGGAAGAGAACAGGGGAGCAGAAAAGGACAUUGUGAAGGAGGUGAUCGAACAGGGGAUCAGAGAUCCUUGAGAACUGAGGUGCUGCCAACACCACUAAGGAAAACGAAUUCAGCAGCCAGCCGAAUGUCGGUAGCCACUUCAGUAAUUCUAAUGAGUGACACCUGCUAACUGCACUGCGGCAAUGAGCUACUGAUUCAAAAAACCUUAUGAAAAGAAAAGAAAAGCUGAACAAAACACACAACGCUUUUUAAACUUUGUGAAGAUUCAGUUCUAGACCAUGUGUAGAUUUCGGACUAUUGAGGUCGCUGUGGGACACUAGCCAUGAGGGUGGGCUACUUAAAAUUAGAGGUCACUCCAAACUGUAGCCCAGCCUGGACACAAACCGUCUUACUUCAAUGGCAAGUAUUGUACUCGCAGUGUCCCGUGUGUAAUGUACUAUAGAUUAUUUGUUAGAUUUUUUUGAAAAGCGUGUCUUGACCUCUGUUUAUUCCUCCUCACUAGGAAUUCACACUUUUUUGUUACGUUUGUUACAUAUUUUAAAUGUGUGUAUUUAUUUAUUUAUUUAUUCACUAUCUUUUUUGUUUGCGUUAGGUGUAACAGCCAACACAACAUUAAUGAAAUGCUUUUAUUUUUUUAGUUUUCUUCUAAAAGAAGUGGUGCAAAUUGGUUAUUAGUGUGCUCUUUGUUCUGUGUUCUGUGUUCUGUGUUCUGCGUUCUGUGUUCUGCGUUCUGCGUUCCAGGGCAGUGACGCAGCUCCCAGCUUCUUCAGCUCCAGUGCUGAACUGCAGGCUGGCUCUAAUGGUUGUCUGCUCUCUAAGAGAGCUGUCUGAAACUACGAAACUGUGAGGCCAGGAGUGACGUUUCCAAUACAGUAACAUCAAGUCCUCUGCUACUAUGAUUUACUACUGUUGAACCUUUCCAGGCUGUUCCUAAACCAAGCAGUCUGUCUGCCUGUCUGUCUGUCUGUCUGAGUGCUUCUGUAGGACUCAUUCAUGGAUCACAUACCCCCUUGUGGUAGUCCAGUAGUCUCCGUGAAGAGUAAAAGUGGCUGCCACGCUCCCUGGAAUAAUCUUAUGUUUGUGGAGCUACCACCAGGGGGCCACUUCAUCUUUGAGCAGACUUGGCCCGGAAUAUUGAGUUUCAAUCUGCCUUGUUUUCCAGUGCGCGUAAACAGACCUCGGGUCUGCCAGUGUUUUAGACAGUCUGUGAUUAGUAUUCUGUGCACAUCAGGCAAAGACACAAGCUCUCUGUGCAUGGCUGUGUGUGUGUGUGUGUGUGUGUGCGUGUGUGUGUGUGUGUGUGUUUGUGUUUGUGUUUGUGUGUGUGUGUGUGUGUGUAUGUAUGUGUUUGUAUGUGCUUGUUAGAACAGUGCUUGUUUAGACCAGGGUUUGGCUUAUGGAAACGCAUGGUCUGCUCUGCAAGAGCCAUCUAACACCGGAAUUCAUUCGGAGGGCAGGCACAGUGCCACUAAACUACCACAAGAGGGCGGUGUUCCACGACAUAUGAGCCUGACGUGGGCCGAGCGUGGUCAAUGUGAAGGAAUCACAGUACUGUAACUGCCCUGUGGGUCAGUCAACAGAGUAGCCUGGUAACCUGGCAUCACCAGUGUUUCACACUCGUAUUUAAGUCAGCUCGUUUUGCCCAAGGUUGGUUGGUUGUGUAAAUGUUUUGAGAAAUGUAUAUAUUAGCGGAACAUGGCUGAAGAACCUUGUUAUGUAUAGUUAAGACGGAAGGUCUUUUUUUGGUCCAUGCUGUACCUGGCAUGGAAGAUGGUGAUACUGUAUUCUGCACACAUGUCUUGUCUUUUCAAUGACCAGCACAGCCUGACAAAGUAUCAUAUCUGUGGUCUGUUCAGCACUCAUACCUCCCUGACCCCCUGACAAGUGUCCUGUAUGAGUUUUGUCUUUUGAAAGUUAUAAGCCCUUAACGGGGGAAUCACAUUGGGCUACCAGGUAUAUUUCUUGACUGACCACAAGAGGGCAGACCUGUCUGUCAAUCUCUGGUAUUUAAAGCAUUGUGUUUUGGAAAGGUAUUUUCUCCUAUUAAAAUACAAACUAAACUAGCAAACGCAGUGAAGGAAACAUGUGAAGCACUGAUCGUCCAAAUCUGUCAGCAACACACUCCUAACAGGGCUGUUCUGCAGCCCGUGCCUCGCUUUGCCUGCUUUCAGAAGCUGCAAGGAAUCGCAAACCUGCCCAGGAUAGAAAGAGUGAAACAUUGUUUUAAAAUCACUGCAAACUUUUGCAACCCUGAAGGGCAGUAUUUGCAAUGUCAAGGUGUCUAAAAGGUUAAAUCUGCAAUUAAACAAUGGUAUUGUUUGAAGACAGCUGAAUGUAUUUUCAAAGAACUGAAAAGAAACCGUUAGAAAGAAAUCUAAACUGUGUGAUGGAUGGCUGUUAGGGCGCUGGGAUGUUUUAUUUUGUGUACAUAAAGAAGGACAUGGUACUGUAUUGUUUGUGUUAUAAAACACUGCCCUCUGCUGGGUGUUCUGUUAAAUCACUUGCAUUCUGCUUUAAGACAAGUGAUGUGUGGUCUUAACUGUGUUUGGGGUUUGAAGGAAAUGUGGUUCAAAUUGAAAGUGGCACUUUAUUCUUUAUCUCUUUUUUUUCCUUUUUUAAUAAUAAAAACACUUUAUUUGA
This is a messenger RNA of Polyodon spathula (Mississippi paddlefish), 5870 nucleotides long. RefSeq names its product transmembrane and coiled-coil domains protein 2-like. Gene Ontology annotation, cellular component: endomembrane system. Gene Ontology annotation, biological process: amyloid precursor protein metabolic process. The record is from RefSeq and is a predicted model, not a curated record. The coding region runs from base 622 to 2766 and encodes 714 amino acids. The transcript is spliced from 6 exons. NCBI's taxonomy places the organism in Eukaryota, Metazoa, Chordata, Actinopteri, Acipenseriformes, Polyodontidae.